Molecule: messenger RNA, 3191 nt
Organism: Nycticebus coucang (slow loris)
Lineage: Eukaryota; Metazoa; Chordata; Mammalia; Primates; Lorisidae
Gene: ZNF358
Product: zinc finger protein 358
Exons: 3
Coding region: 1322-3115 (597 amino acids)
Biological process (GO): regulation of transcription by RNA polymerase II
Cellular component (GO): nucleus
Molecular function (GO): RNA polymerase II cis-regulatory region sequence-specific DNA binding; DNA-binding transcription factor activity
Source: RefSeq, a predicted model, not a curated record
GCGGGGUUCGGGCAGGGGACCCGGGUGGCGAGGUGCGGCCUGGGGCGACUUCUAUUCGCCCCCGGCAUCGCUCGCCACCGACGGUGGUCUGAGCUAGCCAGGUCGUGGGCGCGCGAUCGGAAGGGACCCCGUGGCCGGCAGGCCUAGCUAGCCCAUCCCGCUGAUGCGGCCUGAGGGGAGGGCCCCCGAGACUGUGAGUCUUCAAUCGGACCCGGUUGGGGGCCCGCCAGCUCUAGAAUUGGGAGUUCAGGACUCUCCCUCCCCAGGCGGCCACCCAGAGCCCCCUACCCUACUGGAACCCAGGAGGGGGUCCCUGGGUAUUGUUCCCAUCUCCCACCUGGGCCCGGGGUCAGGAGUUCAUGAGGUCCUUUCCUCAGGAAGAGUAUCCAGAGGUUCUCCUCCCCCAGGACUUCAGGAAGGGGCCUAGCUUUUGUCCCCCACCCUCCCUCCAGUCUUGGAGCCUGGCGUUCUGGAAGCCCCUCCCUCAGAUCGUGGACUAGGGAUCCACCUGCUCCCCAUGAACUAAAGAAAAACCCCACUGAUCGCUCCUCCCACCUUCCAGUUAAGAAAUGGGAAUUCAGGAGGCCCCUCCCCCUGGAGGCAAUCUAAGGGCUUCUCUGCCCCUCAGGAACUCAGGAAAGGGGGGACCCAGGUAUUGUUCCCCCCCAUUGUCCAACUAGGGAGGUCUGGGUCCAGGAGGCUGUGCAGGAGCUCAGUUGUCUCUACUCCACCAUUCUCAGCUAUGGGGCUGUGGUUUACUAUGUCCCCUCCCCAAAGGAACAGAUCUAUUUAUUCUUUGCCUAGCGCCCAGCCAUGGGGUGAGUAGCUCAGCAUCUCUGCAACAGGUAAUCUUGAGCUCCUGGUUCCUCCCCAGAAGGGGUCCCAGCUAUUGUUUUUCAGCCUGUCUGUCUUGUCUGUUCCCAAUCAUGAUGCUGGAAUUCAGCUCAGUUCAGAAUCUUUCCUCCAAGAAAGAUGUGUUGACAUCAUCCUGGUGCCCCCGGCAUGGGAGGAGAUAGUCUGGGGCCUUCCCCUGUAACCUAGGAGGGUCCCAGGUAUUAUUUUCACCUACCCUCCAGCUAGCGGUUAGAAUUCAGGAUCUUCUAGGUCUAGUGCAGUUUAGCACACACCUGUAGUCUCAGCUACUUGGGAGCUUAGGAGGCAUAGGCAGGAAGAUCACUUGACCCCAGGAAUCCAAGACCAGUCUGGAUAGGAUAGUGAGACCCCAUCUCAGAAGAAAAAACAAACAAACAAACAAAAAGAAUUCGGGAUCUUCUAGCCAAUUGAGAAAACAGGACCCCAACUUCCCACAGAGGAGCCCAAGAUGGAGAGAGGGGCAGAGCCAUGGAGUUGGGCACUGGAGACCUCUAAUGCUGGGUCCCGUAACUACCAUCCAGAUCCUGCCCCAGAAGUAGGGGGCACUUCCACACCUGGGAUGCGGCGCUCUGUUCUGGUCAGGAACCCAGGCCACAAAGGCCUGAGGCCCCUUUAUAAAGAGCCUGACUCUGACUCAGAGGACCUGGACCCCAAUCCUGAAGAUCUGGACCCAGUUUCUGAAGACCCAGGACCUGACUCAGAAGACCUCCACAGUGUCUCAGAAGAUGUGGACCCCAGCUAUGAAGACCCGGGGCCAGUGUCAGAGGAUCUGGACCCUGAUGCUGAAUCUCCGAGCUCUAUCUUGGGGAACCGCAAUUCUGAACCCCAACAUCCAGACCCCAUGUCUUCAAGUUUCGACCUCGAUCCAGAUGUUAUCGGCCCUGUACCCUUGGUUCUCGACCCUAACAGCGACACCCUCAGCCCUGAUGCUCCAGAUAUGGACCCCCUUGAGUCCAAUCUCACUGCCACACCCCAGGUCUUGGCUACCAGCCCCGCGGUGCUCUCCGCCCCUGCCAGCCCGCCCCGGCCCUUCUCCUGCCCCGAUUGCGGGCGAGCCUUUCGCCGCAGCUCGGGGUUGAGCCAGCACCGCCGCACCCACAGCGGCGAGAAACCGUACCGCUGCCCUGACUGCGGCAAGUCGUUCAGCCACGGAGCCACGCUGGCGCAGCACCGCGGCAUCCACACCGGGGCCCGGCCGUACCAGUGCGCGGCAUGCGGCAAAGCCUUCGGCUGGCGCUCCACGCUGCUGAAGCACCGCAGCAGCCACAGUGGAGAGAAGCCACACCACUGCCCAGUGUGUGGCAAAGCCUUCGGGCACGGCUCGCUGCUGGCGCAGCACCUGCGCACGCACGGCGGCCCGCGGCCCCACAAAUGCCCUGUGUGCGCCAAGGGCUUCGGGCAGGGCUCAGCCCUUCUUAAGCACCUGCGCACGCACACGGGUGAGCGGCCUUACCCGUGCCCGCAGUGUGGAAAAGCCUUUGGGCAGAGCUCAGCGCUGCUGCAGCACCAGCGCACGCACACUGCAGAGCGCCCCUACCGCUGUCCCCACUGUGGCAAGGCAUUCGGGCAGAGCUCCAACCUGCAGCACCACCUGCGCAUCCACACGGGCGAGCGGCCCUACGCCUGCCCACACUGCUCCAAGGCCUUCGGGCAGAGCUCAGCGCUCCUGCAGCACCUGCACGUGCAUUCGGGAGAACGGCCCUACCGCUGCCAGCUCUGUGGCAAGGCCUUCGGCCAAGCCUCCAGCCUCACCAAGCACAAAAGGGUGCACGAGGGCGCGGCCGCCGCCGCAGCCGCUGCAGCUGCCGGCCUAGGCCUCGGGUCUGACCUGAGCUCGGCAUCUGUAAUGAGACCCGGACAGGUUUCCCUUCUGGGUCCCAGGGCUGUCUCCAUGCUGGGCUCUGGCCUGGGCCUCAGCCCUGGCACCAGCUCUGGCAGUGGCCCUGACCCUGGCUCUGAGUUGGGCACUCUCCAAAAUCCCAGCCCCAAGCCCCUCUCUAGCUCCAAAUCCACCCCCAGGCCUAAUCCAGUGGAAUCUUCUGACCCUAAGCCUAGGCACAAUGCCGAUCCUGACCUUGUGCCCAGGCCUGACCAUAAAUUUGAUCCUGGCCUCAACCCUGAUCCUGUGCCCAGUCCUGACCCCUGCUCCCCAACCCAUGACACUGUCAGCCCAGCCCUCCCUACUGGCCAGAGUUCUGAGUGGGUACAGGAGCAAGGGGCACUGCUGGGGCCGGAUGGCUAAAGGGGGCGCUGGCACCCAAGGGGGCCUGGGGAAGUUGUGUGUUGCGCAGUUAGUAAAAGCCUCUCACUGCUUCCUG